Messenger RNA from Biomphalaria glabrata, 1360 nucleotides. RefSeq lists its product as uncharacterized. The transcript is spliced from 10 exons. Bases 111 to 1154 code for a protein of 347 amino acids. The record is from RefSeq and is a predicted model, not a curated record. NCBI's taxonomy places the organism in Eukaryota, Metazoa, Mollusca, Gastropoda, Planorbidae.
CGGUAUAUAAAUACAAUUUGGGAAUGGAGGUACGAGAACGUAAGAGGCUGUGAUAAGGACAACCUGGCAAGUGUAGUUAGACAGGUAAAGCAAAAACAAAACGAAAAAGAAUGCCAGGCUUUUACGCAACAUUAGUUUCAAUUUUAUUUAUUUCACACUCAGAGUGUGCGUUAUAUAACAAUUUGAUUGGUCUGAGUGGACAAGAAAUGUUAUAUGGAAAUCCUAUUUAUUCUUUUGCUUCUCAAACACCGACAGUCUCACAAAACUUAGUGGUUAGUGAACGGUUAGGCUCAAACCUCCCACCCCCUCAACCACCCCAGGUGCUACUCGAUUUCAUGAAACCACAUGCCCCGCCCCCAGCCGCCGCCCCAACGCCUAACUUUCUAGACAGUUUGUUUUCAAUGAUGGGAGCUGGCUCAAGAGGGGGGAGCCAUGGCGCCACCCCAACAGCGACCAGUGCAACAAGCUUACUGCACAUGCCGAUGAGCACAGCGGGUCCACAGCACAUGCCGCUAAGUGCCGGGAUGAAGCAAAUGGUCAACAAAUUCGCCACACAACUUGGACAUAAAGCUUACUAUGAGGCUCACGGCUGUGUAGAUCCAGCCUCAGUCCUCCAUGGGCGACAGAGUCAGAUGGCAUCACUAGCCAUGAUGCUUGGAUGUCAAAGCCCGCAGGCAGGUGAAGUGUGUGAACUAGCCCAAGUAGCUCACAGCGGUGGCCAGGGUUCUCACACCAGAAUGGUCAUGGGCAUGAUGAUGCCCCCUGCUACAAAGACUAUGCUUGAAAAAUGCCUGAGCUUCUCAACGCUGACCAGUGCCCUAAUGUCUGGCCAGCAGACUCAUCCUACACCACAGGCCCAGAAAGCCUUAACCCCACCUCCAGAAGCGGCGGGCUCCUCCACAAGUCAGAAUGCAGCCAUCGAUUGUUCCGGCAUCCAACAGAUGCUUAUGAUGAGCCCUAGCGCUGCUGAAGGCCCAACGAGCCCUGAGGCUAUCGAACAGAUUGGCGUCCUGCGGAACAGAUACUUUAAAAGCACUUGUCAAGAGAACAUACUGUUAGGUUCACUUCCUUUGAGAAUGUGUUGUCCUGGUCAUGUGAGACCACCAACAAUGGAGGAAGCCAUGAUGUUGAAGAGUAUGACAGCAGCAGCCUAAUUCCUAUUACCUACCCUUGAGCUCUUAAAAAGAGUAACCUCGCCUGGCCAUGUUCUGACUUUCUGAUAUUCUGGUACAUGCCAAGUCUACAACACAAGCGUGGGCAAUGUUGUCUGGAAAUGCUGGCUAAUACAACUACGUAGACCUAGCACCUUGACAGCUCAAUAAUCAUGUUCUUAAUAAACUGAUUUUUUUAAUUUAAAUAA